Magnusiomyces paraingens is the source of this 5223-nucleotide messenger RNA. RefSeq lists its product as uncharacterized. Gene Ontology annotation, cellular component: recycling endosome. NCBI's taxonomy places the organism in Eukaryota, Fungi, Ascomycota, Dipodascomycetes, Dipodascales, Dipodascaceae. The transcript has a single exon. The record is from RefSeq and is a predicted model, not a curated record. Gene Ontology annotation, molecular function: guanyl-nucleotide exchange factor activity. The coding region runs from base 1 to 5223 and encodes 1740 amino acids.
AUGACCAUGCUGUCAAAUCAGUCAAGUACUGACCCUCCGAUUGACAUGACAGGGUCUUUGUCUUCAUCAAGUGCGUCGUCUAGCGACCAUUCAUCAAUUUCGGCCUCGGGCACUGACUCCUUUGUCUCCUCAUUAACUUCCUCGAUUCCACAUACUCCAAUAACUCCAACAACUCCAAUGAUUCCACAGCAUCCACAGGCUCAACAACAACAGCUCGGCUUGUCCAGGAAACCUCCAAUGCUCUAUUCUCCAGCAAAAUCCUUAGAAGCUCCACCUAUUCCUCCUAGGUCACCAGGACGUGUCAAUUCAACUACCCAGAUCCGCCUGUUGGACCGUGACAAGCGUUACUCUACAACAUCUGCAGCCACAGUUCCACCAUCUCCAAUUCUUUCAAGCUCAGGAACUACAACUCCAGGAUCUGCAUCUUCAGAUUCUAAAAUGCUCAAGCUUCAGCAACAACUUGCAGCUCUUCAAGAACAAGCUCAAGCUCAAAUUGAAGACGAUACUGAGGCUCCUCCUUCUAUCGACAGUACUAUUCUGGACGAUAAUAAUCAUUCUGCAUCCGUGGCUUCGGACGCUGCAUCAGCUGCGGCUUUACAAUCGGCGUCUAGCCUUUCUUUGGCUGAGCAACAACCACAUCACCCUCCGCUGACUGCAUUAUCUUCGCCGUCGUUGUCGUCCCUGCAACCACCACCAACAGAAGCACCAACAGUACCAACAUCAGCAGCAGCAGCGGCAGCAGCAGUACCAACAGCAACAUCUUCUUCAGCACGUCCAGUUACCUCGCCAUUGUCCAUCACCUAUCAUCAAACUAAACGGCCUCCCCCACUGGAGCCUAUCCCCCAGACCGCUCCAUUGGCACCUACUCUGCAUUCGGCCCCUCCUGCACUUAUCACUCGGCACCACUCCAUCCUCUCGCCAGUCACCCCUUUGGAAAUUGGCCAUUCUUCUUCGGAAUCAUCAUCCCCUGCUCCUCCUACUCCUCCAAUGCAAACCCAUACAACUAUCCCUCCAGUGGCACCACUUUCAAUCCAUUCUUCAUCAACCCCACCAACUCUUCCUCCAAAGUCACAACAUAGGUCACCUUCUCUUAGACUACUACGUAGCUCCAAUAGUAGUACGGCUUUAAGCUCUCCCGCAACACCAAAAACUCCUUUGUCUCUCAACUCACCUUCCAACAAUCCUAACAGCACCCAUGGUAGCUCUCUCAAAACUGCAGCAGCAGGUUUAGGUAAAUGGGCCGUCGCAAUUGCCCUAGUAACUCAUAACAACUCUGCAGAUUCUCUCCCAGUUAUUAAAUCGUUGCUUCCUGAGGAAUCUUCGUUUUUUUCUUUUAGUAAAGAUGAUACUCAAAUCAUUAGUUCUUGUGCACUGCCUGAACCAACUCCAAACCUUGAUUGCACUGUUACCAAUUUUUUUUCAAAACAAGCUGCCGCUAAUUUAGAAGGACCUUCCAUUAGCUCAUGCACGUCUCAGUUUCACUCUUUUAGGUUUGAACCGUCGCCAACAACGGUGAUCCCCUCAUCUCGCUUUGCUUCUGCAAAAUCUCCUUGGGUUCCGUCGUCGCAACCUUUUUUCCCCAUUACUUUGGCCUCAUCCUCUUCCUUAGCCGCUGACAGAUCUUUGGACACAAAUAAUCAAACUUCAACCAAACGGCCCGAUAUUUAUGGCUUUGUCUUAGCCUCCACUACAGUCACCAACGAGGGUGUUGUUUUCCAGGAUUCAAUUGUUAUCCUUUCCAGACUUAACUACCCACAGCUUUUCAACGCAUGUUUGCAGGUCAUUUAUGAUGUUGCAGGUCGUCCCAACAAUGACUUUUCAAGAGACGACGAAUAUAAACUCCACAUUAUAAACUCUGCCAUUUCCGAUAUGACUACAUGGCCUGACCCUAAGCCUAACUCAACUCUUGAGUUGGGCUUUUUGGGAACCAUUUUUACAGUGUCGAUCCCGCAUCACGAGUCUGUUCCUCUCCUUGGAACUGUUGAUCUCGAUUCUUCUUCUGCUCAUUUCCAUUCCAUGGGAAGGAAUACUCAUAAACUUUAUUCUCUCUCGACAAACUUUUCUACAAAUAACAUAUCCACCAAAAAACAACCAAAGCCUACUGCAUAUGCAUCAACAUCUAAUCUCACUUCUACAGAGUCUAUGCUCGACACCAAAACGGCAGUUCCAGCUGACGCCCCAGUCAUCACUGCCUCCGAGCCCUCUGGAACUUGGGAUUACAUAAUUAAUUACAUUUCUGACAUUGCUGAUAUUUAUCUCAUCUACGAGUAUGUCCUUCUAGGUAAGCCUAUUGUGGUUUAUGGUAAUUCUCCACACUUAGUUUCAACUUUUAUUUCGCUUAUCUUGGACUUGAUUCGACCUAUCCCAUACGGAGGCAGGGUCAGAGAAUAUGUGACGCCUCAAUGCGCACCCCUGGAUUUUGAGUCUGGUAUCACCGGCAUCACCAGCCCCUUUUUGCUGGAAAGUAUUUUCGGCAUAUCUAUGGAUUCUGUAGGCAACAUGAAUACCUCUGGAAUUUGUCACAGUACUACCAGUAAAUUGUCCAUUUCCCGCAACAAAAAUAUUUUGCUUUUUGUUUUGUCUCCAAACGCUAAGCUUAUCGCCUCGCAAAAACAUGCUGCAAAACUGGCCACUGCAAUUUCUAUUGGUUCUGGUUCAGCUUCUAAUAAUAAUUAUAACCUUGCUCUCAGUAAGCAACACAUUACUUCUCCUUAUUUCUACUACCGAACUUUUCACAGUGGUGUUGGAAUUUUACGGAGACAAAACAAUAUUUGGACUUCUUUUGCCAAUUUUGUAAUUAUUUCAAGUCCUACUAUACCUCCUACUAUUACAGCUGAUACAGCAUCUACCGCACAUCGCCAAAAUUAUCAGACUGUUGCAAAUAAGCAUACUUCUUCUCCAACCACCUCACCUAAAAAAGCGCAUCCCACCUCAACACCUUCAGCAAGCUCUAACCCAAAUGGGAAUGGCCUCAUCAAUAAGUUUUUUUCCAAAUUUGGGUUAUCAAAGCGGCAAUCAGUUGUUUCUCCCUCUUCACGAUCUACGCCGUCACCAAAUACUUCGACCAAAUCCCAUAACUCUAGUACAAAUUCGAGUUACAAAACGGUCCCAGUCACUAACUCUACCACUGCUGGAUCAUCGCAAGGUAAAAAUACUCCAAUUGUUACUAUUCUUGAAGAGCGACCCCGCACAGCUAGUGGUUUUCAUACAAGCCACGCAUCUUCUAAUAAUGCUACGCUGAAAAUUCAGCAGCACAACUUCCAGCAACAAUUCCAAGAAUCUGCUUCUCAAUUAAAGAAUAAACAGCAAGAAGAACUUAAUAUUACUGCUCGUGCUGCUAUGCGCCGGUCUAUUACCCAUAUUACCAAGAAUGGUCGACUACUUAUUCCUGAGUCAAAGUUUGUUGCUCAAAUUACCCAAAUGUCAGCAUCAGCGCUUCAACUGGCAAUUCCCAAGACAAUUGAAUACGUCAUGGCUGUUCGCGAAUCCAAGACUGGAACAAUCAGUCCUGAUGAGAUUGCCAAAAUUUUGGGCACCCCUAAGACCAUUGAUUUUGCUAUUCGCUUUCAUUUUGCUACUCUUACUUCCCGUUUCCUCGCACCGCUCUCUUGCUUCCUAGAACCCAAGAUUGAGAUUGGGGAUCGUAAUACUAUUAACGGUGGCUUAAGCCCCAUCAUGUCUAACGUCGCUGCCUCUUCUUCUGCGUUUAACCUGACUUCUUCCUCGGGUAACAAUCUAGUUAUUCCUCAUCAAGGAAGCCGCAGAAUGAGCAUGGAAUUAUCCAAUAGCUCACGUCGUGUUUCUUCAGGUCGCAGCCCGCUCAAUACAGGAACCAAUAGCGACCUUGAAAGUGACAGCGAAUACAUAGGCCGCUCUAAUAAGCCACGCGUUACCAGUAGUAGCAGCACCGCUACUAUCACCAGUUUUAGCGCUUCCACUGACAAAGCUAAUAAAAGUACUAGUAAUGGCUCCACAGUUGCCAACUCUAAUGCAUCUAGCACUGUUUCUGCGCCUUUGUUAAAUUCUACUCCCUCCAAGCCUUCUUCCUCUUCAAGGCAUGUAAAUGGAACCACCCAACCCAAUGCGCCUACUCUUGCAGCACCACCUGUGCUUCAUUCUUCUCAGGGUAUCACACCUCCAAAAGAGCGCAAGAAGUUUGGUAAACUUGUGAAAAGUUCUUCUGUUGGUCAGAGUGCUAGCACUACUAAUCUCACUCAGAGCAUGUACAAUCUGACAUUACCCACUAUCAAUGGCAGCGCAUCUAAUGUUGCCCAAUCUUCUAAAAGGUCCGGCAAACCCUCUCAAAAAGCCAAGGCUGGAAAGAAACCCAAUGGUACUGGCUCUCAUACCUCCGAUGGCUCACCGGGCACUCCACAAAAGCCAAAAAGAUACUCUCUUCCUCCUACGCUUACUCUCACUCUUAACAAUUUAGAUGAUGAUGAGGACUACUUUGCUGACUUACAAUCGUUUUAUACUCCUACUUCUGGUCCUGGGUCGAGUACUACUUCUCCCCACGCCCAGUCAAUGUCUUCUGGAUCUGCUGAAAAAGAAAAAGCCCACCAUUCUUUUUUUUCUUCCCGUCGUUUGUCGUCCCACUCUCGAAACAGUAGUGGGAGUAGCUCUAAAGGCUCACCGAGCAAUAGCAAAACUACCCCUUCUGUUUUUGUUCAGCCACCACCUCCAGCACCAAGCACAAGUUCCCAUUUUUCAUCUGGUCCUGGAAGCCAUGCUGUGUCUUUACUCCGAUCCCUUUCUGGCCGCAGUACUUCUCGUAAGAGUAGUAGCGGCGAUUCUAAGCACAAGCAUAGUUCCAGUGGCGAUGGAAAUAGUAUACCCAGCAUGAUCACCAAUAGUCCACGUGGUAGUGUUAUUUCUUCGGUUGUUCCUGGAUCUGGAGCAACUCUCAUGGAUGAUUCACGCCGUGCUAGCAGCGGUUCCAAGCGUAUUAGUCUGCGUCGCGUUUCAUCCAUUUUUGACUCGUCCACGUCAUCACACACUGAUCGAGACGAGGAUAAAGGAUUUGACAUCAGUAGUGCACUGCCAGUUACAACAUUUGGAACAUCAGUUGACAAUAGUGAUAGCACGUUAAGUCAUCAUCAUGGUACUGCUGGUAAUGGUGAGGAACUGGACGACUUUAAAAAGCAGGAGAUUUACAAGGAGUUUAUGAAUAAUGUCAACUUUGCCAACUGGCUGAAAAUGACACAUGCUGAAGUCUAUAAUUGA